AUGGCUCAAAACGAUCUUAUUGAUCUCAUUCAGCAGGAUCGCAGCGCCCUCGCUGAUACAACCAAAGGCUUCGCACAAGACACCAAGGAGAAUCAAGCCAAACGAGCCAACGAUGCUGCUAAUCAAGUCGCGAUGUUCCUACAAGGUGAAGACAUGGUCAUCUACCCAUCUAUCAAGAAAAACAUGCGUGAGGGAGCGGCUUUAGUUCAAGAAAGCCUCAAACGCCUGCGUCCUAUCAUCCAAGACUUGGCUCGCCUCGAGAGGAUGAGUGUUGAAGAUAGUGCUUUCCAGAGCACCUUUGACGACACAUUCAAUCGCUUCUUUGAGCACUGGGACCACGAAGAUCAAACCUUGCGCCUUCUACGUGAUGCUAUGUGUGAAGCUGAGUACAACCUGCUUGGUCCUCGCUGGCUCGCUGUUCGCUUAUUUGCCCCUUCUCGUACUGCAGAUGCUGGACAUGCAGGCUCUGUUAUGGCUGUUCAGCAUCACCAGCGCCAGCACCAACAGCAGCGACAUCAAUCGCUCACUCAAUGCUUGAAUGAUCUCCUUGACACCGCUCAAGAGAUGCUCUCAAAGAUGAAGACUUCAUCCGUUGGUGAUGAUCAAAAGGAACAGGGGUCAGUCAAGAGCCCGGAGCCCCAAGUUGGAAGCGUAGGCGAUCCAAAGGCUGCCACUGAAGAGACAUCCUCACUUGAUUCUGAUCAUACACCACAGACUAAAGCAUGCAAAUGUGUUGAAACGUGCGAUUGUGCCGCCAAGGACAAUGUCUCAAAGCCUACCACAAGCACCGCUUGA
This is a messenger RNA of Lobosporangium transversale, 795 nucleotides long. RefSeq lists its product as hypothetical. The record is from RefSeq and is a predicted model, not a curated record. Bases 1 to 795 code for a protein of 264 amino acids. The transcript is spliced from 5 exons. NCBI's taxonomy places the organism in Eukaryota, Fungi, Mortierellomycota, Mortierellomycetes, Mortierellales, Mortierellaceae.